Messenger RNA from Protopterus annectens (West African lungfish), 4130 nucleotides. RefSeq names its product Ras interacting protein 1 (gene RASIP1). The transcript is spliced from 12 exons. Gene Ontology annotation, cellular component: cell-cell junction. Lineage: Eukaryota; Metazoa; Chordata; Ceratodontiformes; Protopteridae. Gene Ontology annotation, biological process: signal transduction; regulation of GTPase activity; angiogenesis. Gene Ontology annotation, molecular function: GTPase binding. The record is from RefSeq and is a predicted model, not a curated record. The coding region runs from base 481 to 3288 and encodes 935 amino acids.
GGAAAUAAUCUUAAAGGUUAAACACAUUUCACAGUACAGACCAUGUUCUGAAUCAUGAAUACAGCAGUGUAAAUGGUACGCUACAGUGACAGACAGAGGAGUGAGGGUAGCUUCUAAAGCAGAGGAUCAAUACACUUUAUUUUGGGUGGCAAAAUAUUUUCUGUCACAGGUGGCACAAAACGACAGACUUUGGAAGCACACUUGGUGGUUAAAAAGAGGAAUGCAUGAAAAGGAGCUGUUUGCCUGGUUUUAAGCAGAGGAGUGUAAGGAUGAGGACAUACUGCUGACGGGGAGCGCGCCCACAGAGAACACUCGAGUCACUUACUAUUUUGGAAUUCUACUUUAUUAUAGGAAAACACAGUAAUAAAACAAUAUAAAAGCAAUGGCUAUCUUGGAGGUUUGAAAUAUUUCCUUAACAAGAAACUGGAACUGGGGGAAGAGGGACAGACUUCACAAGGAAAUCACUAAUCCAGUCUAACUAUGUUUUCAGAAGAGCGAAAGGAAGGAAGUCCGAGAUUCCGGAAACUUCAUUUUCCUGUUGGACUCUGGAUUAAUUCACCAAAAAAACAUUUUGCUAAACUAAGCAAAAAAUGGCCAAGUGUUGGCUCAGUCAAAUCUACAUCAUCUGAUACAGCAAGCAGAACCAGUGAAACAGUGGAAAUGCGUCAGCCUACAAAGAACAAAAACAACCGACACAAACGUCUUUCCAACAUUUUUCAACGAGGAAGUAGUGGUAUCCGCUGGGGAAGUGAGAAGAAGCUCUACGAAAUUGAAGAUGUGAAACUAGAUAUGGACACUAUGGCGGAACUUACUGGCCAGAAGAAUGUACCAGGCAUCCUCAAGAUCUUUGGGGAAGGGAUCUCUGCUGGGGCCAAUUACAAAAGUGUGCUGGCCACACCUCGUUCUACCUCCCAGGAAUUAGUAAAGGAAGCGCUGGAGCGAUAUUCUGUGGAUGUCACUGAUGUGCAGGAUUUUGUUCUCUGUGAUGUGAUUGGCAGCUUUGAAGGGGUGGAUGGGGACUGGAAGAUGGAAUACCUACGGAUAGUGGGGGAUUAUGAGAAACCACUUGUCCUGCAAGAUAUGUGGAAGCCCAAAACAGGCUUUUCUCGACGCUUUGAGAUUCGCAAGAAGACAGAAGUAGAGAAGUUAACAAUUGAUGACGACAAGGAAACAGCAGGGAUUAAUGCUCAGGCUCGAAAGCUACAGAAGAGCCGUUCCCGUGCUGCUUCUGGGGGCAGCACCCCUCUACCUCGAGAGGGAUCAGAUGGCACAUCUUUGCGCCGCAGUAUCAGUGAACUGAACUUAAAUGCACGCAGGCGGAAAGACCGGAAAAAUGUAAAGAGCAUGAUGGUGGCAGAUGCACAUAGUAUUGAAUCAGGGAACACCGAAUUGGAGAAUGAAACCCCAGCAACAAAUGCUCGAGAAGAGAACGACCUUGGUGGUGAUGGAGGCACUGGUGAUGUUGGUGGUGGUGGUGCUGAUGAAGAUUGUAUGGACCCUGAUAAGCUCGACAGGCUCUCUCAGAGUCUUAUACUCCCCCCUACAGACCUUCCUUACUUCUUGUUAUUGCAGGGAUAUAACCCUAAAGAGGAUUUUGUGGUGUAUGUGAUGACUGGUAAAAAACACAUUUUUGGAAAAGGAGGCAAAACUGCCUCUGGACAAAAAGAGAGGAUUGACACAUACUUGACAGCACCUGAUAUCCUUUCCCGACACUGUGUUAUCAGACAAGUGAGACUUCCAGGAAAACAGUACCAAAUGGUGGUACGUCCCUUUCGAGGGGCCUGUGUAACCCAUAAUGGAGGAAUUCUGCUGCGUGAAGCUGUACUACUUCCAGGAGAUUUAGUGGGUAUGGGAGAGCAUUUUCUUUUCAUGUACAAAGACCCAAGGGUUGCCCAAGACAGACUUGCUUGGCUGCCCAAACCCUCAACUCCUCAAACACUUAGUGGAGUCUUUUGUUGCCAAAUGUGUGGACGUUCACUUCAGGAGCGACAGGAGGCCUUCAGGGCCUACAUGGAAAGUAAAGAGUUACUGCUGCAGUAUUGGCCUGAGAAUGAAGAUUCUCUUUUAAAGGAAAUUUUAACUACAGCUGAUGGUGAAUUUAAACUUGCUCCUGCAUAUUUAUUCAGUCUCUGUAUCCAGCACUCCACGAGUUUCUUUGAACCUCAGCACUUCCCAAAACUUUUGCUUAAAAUAGCCAACAUCAUUAAAAAGGUUGUCUGGGACAAGAUCAAGGAGAUUGGAGACAGUCAGCCGGAAAAUCAACAGGUGAAGGCGUGUGGUGGUACUCUCAGUGUUGAACAGGUUGUCACCGACUUACGGCCCUUAAUGCUUUGGAUGUCUAAUUCUGUGGAGCUGCUGAAUUUUUUUCAGAAGAAAGUUCUGGAAAUGGAGAAAGACUGGGAAACUGAAGGUAUCGGCGAUGAUCCAUUAAUAGUCAACGACUUAGAAACAUGCGAGGAAGCCAUGACACUACUCGAUGAGGUCAUAAUGUACACAUUCCAGCAGUGUGUGUAUUACCUUACAAAGACUUUAUAUACUGCCUUACCUUCUCUCCUGGAUACAAAUCCUUUCACCACUUCUGGAGAUCUGGCCAACGUGGAAGACCUCAGCAGCAUGCCAGAGGGAGUCCGUGGUACCUUGGAUAUUUAUCAAGCUACAUUCCAUCUUAGCCAUGAGUGUGAACUGCACCCAGAUUUGCUAUCACAAACCUUUGGUUAUCUCUUCUUCUUUUCCAACACCUCUCUAUUCAAUACCCUUAUGGAACGAGGUAACGGAGACUCAUUCUACCAGUGGUCCAAAGCAGUUCAGAUCCGGACCAACCUUGACCUUAUUCUUGACUGGCUUCAAAGAGUUGGUCUGGGUGACAUUGCAGCAGAGUUUUUCCGCAAACUUUCUUCCACAGUUAACCUGUUAUGCAUCCCCAAGACAUCUCUGUUGAAGGCUAGCUGGGCCAACCUCCGUCUUGACUAUCCUGCUCUGAGUCCAGCACAACUAAACCAUCUGCUGAGAAACUACCAGUUGGGAUUGGGGCGACAACACCCUGAAACAUGGGACCCUCCUCCAGAAGAAAGAGUGGAUAUAGCAAAUGUUGACAUAUUUGAGAGUUUCACAGACCACCCACCUUUGAUUCUACCCAAUGACAAUUUCCAUCUCAAGCUGAGUGAGCCUGUCUCCAAUGAGGUGUUUCUUUCUCAGCUGCAGCAAAUCCGUCGCUUUGUCUGGAACCUGGAGCAGCAGUCACUGUCAACAAGCCAAAAGGCUUGCCUCGAUUCAGAGAGCAGCUCAUAGAACAUUACUUUCUGUCAGAAGGAGGUAGUAGUCCAAGAAGAGACCAACACUAACUAAGAGGGCCCCCAAGAAGUGUGAUAGCCAACAGAAGUGGACAAUGGCAAAGAUGAGCUAGUCUCAGAAUUUAUUAUAUGGACCUGCACAGAACAGCUUAUCAAACUAGACCAAUUGCACUCUAAAGGUUUCAGUCAAUUACAUGUAAUAAAUGUAAAAAUAAGCAUGCUUUCUUUCUUCGUGUAACUGCAGACAAAAACUGAGAUGGCAUCAACGUGUUCUCUUAAAGCCAAUAUUUAUAGUCUGAUCGUCAAAUGGACAUCCUUCACUGUUAAGCUUUGUGUGACUAAGUCUAGUCAAAGAUGAAAAAAGCUGCUAUUGUAUGCUUUAGCUGCUUCACCAUGAAAUAAUUAUGAUGUUAGUUGUCUUAAUUCCAUGACCACCAGUUAUAAUCCUUUGUGAGCACUCUUAUAAGGAAGACAAUUCUCAUUUGCAUUUUCUCAGUAUUACUACAUACUUGAUGCCUGGUUCUCUCAAAAUGGAUUCUCAUGUUAUCUCAACAAUGUUAGAGAUGCAGUACAUGUGGGGCCUCAAAAUAAUGUCCGUGGGACACAGACAGCGGCUGUCUGAUUAGCAAGAUGAAUGUACUUCCUCCUGCUUAUUUAAGGGUUACCGUCCUAUCUGCAGAAUAUUCGUAAUUUAACCAUUGGUCAUGGAUAUCAAAACAUUUGAGUAUUUUUUUAGAGAAUGUGCCAUUUGUGCAAGAAUUAUGUCAAAUGAAGUAGGACCAAACAUGUAAACAGAACAUACAUUUUCCCUAAUUAAUUAAAUAAAAGUUUAUUGUAGCA